AUGUCGACAAUGCAUUUAAAAGAGCACUAUGUGGCAAAUGUUGUUCUUCUCAUCUUUCACAUUAACCGCAAUAAUCCCUUGCAUUUUUUAACAUGUCAAACUUCGAUCUUUCUUGUGCUCAAGGAGCUGGCUCCAGAAAUUCCUGAGCCUGCGCCCAUCAUCGAGUCUGAUGGCAACCGUGUGUUACACCUCUGGAACGUGCUUCUCCCAUUGCUGGUUGUACUGUCGGGCUUGCGUCCCGAGCUUCUUCAAGAACAAUUGGAGGAUAUCAAAGUGUGGCUCCAUGAGUGGGCACAUUUCAAGGCUAAUGCACACAUCUGCACCCGCAAUGCACUGGAAGCUGAGACAUUGCUUUCCAUAGGCAAUGAAGAAAAGGAGCUCCUACGAGAGCUGAACAAGUGGGUAGGAGUGGCAAGGAAGAUGGCACACACGGCUAAGGAGAAAGGGAAGGGGAAUGAGAGGGAGGAGAACCCAGACACAGGUAAACCUAAGGCUGGUGGGUGCAUGUCCACUGGUUCAAAGAUACUUGAUUCUCCCUGCAAGAAUUGCAUGCAGCGCAGGGUCAAGUGCACACAAGGCAAGAACACGUGCUGCGGUCCUUGUGAAUGCUCGCACCGAGCAUGUAACUUCACUACAAAAUGCAAGGCAUCCGAGGCUGUGGUGGCGCCAUGCAAAGUGCCUUGCGUGGCCGAAGAAUGUCUUCCAAUGGUCAAACCGACCAUGGCUGAUGAUGCCGAUGACUCCAGCGAGUCUGAGGUAGAGGUUGAGGAACCGCCGAAGAAGGCGCACCCUGCGCCUAGGCUGGUGAAGCCUUUGCCUGUGUGUGCGGUUGCUGGACCUUCGUGGGUGAGGGCUGACAAUUCCGAACUCGCACACCUUCGUAUGAAUAACAAGCGACUCCAGGCGGAGGUAGACAGGCUGCACACCUCGCAUGAAGACUAUGAUCGGUUCAUGAGGAACAUCAACUACCAGGCACAGAAGCAGCAACAGGAGCUCAUCGCCAUGAGCAAUUGCCUGUACACGUUUUCGGAUGACUGGGGGGUGAUGGGGCAGGAAAUGGAUGAGGUUGUCGCAGGGCAGGAGCAUGCUUGGAAGUAG
Messenger RNA from Suillus bovinus, 1098 nucleotides. RefSeq lists its product as uncharacterized. The coding region runs from base 1 to 1098 and encodes 365 amino acids. NCBI's taxonomy places the organism in Eukaryota, Fungi, Basidiomycota, Agaricomycetes, Boletales, Suillaceae. The record is from RefSeq and is a predicted model, not a curated record. The transcript is spliced from 6 exons.